AUGUCUACCUUCGGCUACAGGAGAGAACUUAGCAAAUACGAAUCCAUCGAUGAGGAUGAACUCCUGGCUUCCCUGUCAGCCGAGGAGCUGAAGGAGCUAGAGAGGGAGCUGGAAGAUAUUGAACCAGAUCACAGCCUUCCGGUGGGGAUGAGGCAAAAGAGCCUGACCGAGAAAACGCCCACGGGGACAUUCAGCAGAGAAGCACUGAUGGCCUACUGGGAAAAGGAGUCCCAGAAACUCUUGGAGAAGGAGAGGCUGGGGGAGUGUGGAAAGGUAGAAGAAGACAAAGAGGAGAGUGAGGAAGAGCUUAUCUUUACUGAAAGUAACAGUGAGGUCUCUGAAGAGGUGUAUACGGAAGAGGAGGACGAGGACGAGGACGAGGACGAGGAGGAAGAGGACCGCGAAGGAGAGGAAAAAAUAAUUGAAAACGAGAAAGGGAUGAAUGGAUCCGUACAUUACGGUAGUGUCAAUUCUGACAACUCGAGGCCAGAGACGUUUAAAAGCCAAAUUGAAAACAUACAUCUGACCAACGGCCACAGCGGAAGGAACACAGAGUCCCCGGCUGCCAUCCACCCCUGUGGAAACCCUACGGUGAUCGAGGAUGCUCUGGAAAAGAUGAAAAACAAUGACCCUGACACCACGGAAGUCAAUCUGAACAAUAUCGAGAACAUCACGUCGCAGACCCUCACCCGCUUCGCGGAGGCCCUCAAGGCCAACACGGUGGUGAAGACCUUCAGUCUGGCCAACACGCGCGCCGACGACAGCGUGGCCACCGCCAUUGCGGAAAUGCUGCGAGUCAACCGCCACAUCACCAGCGUCAACAUCGAGUCCAACUUCGUCACGGGCAAGGGCAUCCUGGCCAUCAUGAGGGCUCUGCAGCACAACAGCGUGCUCACCGAGCUGCGCUUCCACAACCAAAGGCACAUCAUGGGCAGCCAGGUGGAGAUGGAGAUCGUCAAGCUGCUGAAGGAGAACACCACGCUGCUGAGGCUGGGAUACCAUUUCGAGCUCCCAGGACCAAGAAUGAGCAUGACUAGCCUCUUGACCAGAAACAUGGAUAAACAGCGGCAGAAGCGGUUACAGGAGCAAAAGCAGCAGGAGGGGUACGAUGGGGGAGCCAACCUUAGGACCAAAGUCUGGCGAAGAGGGACGCCCGGCUCUUCACCUCACGCAUCCCCCAGGCACUCACCCCGCUCAUCCCCCAAACUCCCCAGGAAAGUCCAAAGCGUGAGGAGCCGGCCUCCGUCGCCGGUGGCCCCGCCCCCUCCUCCUCCGCCGCCGCCGCCGUCCCCGCCCCCUCUUCCUCCGCAAAAGCUGCCGCCGCCCCCUCCUCCGCCGCCACCGCCCCCUCCGCCCCCAGAGAAGCUCAUCACGCGGAACAUCGCAGAAGUCAUCAAACAGCAGGAGAGUGCCCAGCGGGCCUUACAAAAUGGACAGAAAAAGAAAAAAGGGAAAAAGGCUAAGAAACAGCCCAACAGUAGCCUAAAGGAAAUUAGAAAUUCCCUGAGGUCAGUGCAGGAGAAGAAAAUGGAAGACACUUCCCGACCUUCUACCCCACAGAGAUCAGCACAUGAGAAUCUCAUGGAAGCUAUUCGGGGCAGCAGCAUGAGACAGCUAAGGCGCGUGGAAGUUCCAGAAGCUCUGCGAUAAAACCCCGAUCUUUAGAAGACGAUGCAGAUUUAUUCAGUGGUAUUAGAUAAAAUGCAUUGUGAGAUGUUUCUAAAAUACCUUCUUCAAUUUGAAAUGUUCUCUGACUUUAAAAGUAGCCUCACCCAUUAAUUCCAAAGAGAAUUUGAAGAAACUAUCAGCAUGUUUCUUCUGUAAAUAUGAAAAUAAACUUCUUUUUUAUGUCAUGAGAUUUGUAUUGGCAAGAAGCAGUUUAUUUAAACAUGCUCUGGCUGUGUUGGUAAUU
Molecule: messenger RNA, 1912 nt
Organism: Mesoplodon densirostris (Blainville's beaked whale)
Lineage: Eukaryota; Metazoa; Chordata; Mammalia; Artiodactyla; Ziphiidae
Gene: LMOD2
Product: leiomodin 2
Exons: 3
Coding region: 1-1650 (549 amino acids)
Biological process (GO): myofibril assembly; muscle contraction; pointed-end actin filament capping
Cellular component (GO): myofibril; striated muscle thin filament
Molecular function (GO): tropomyosin binding
Source: RefSeq, a predicted model, not a curated record